Messenger RNA from Bombina bombina (fire-bellied toad), 1235 nucleotides. RefSeq names its product KxDL motif containing 1 (gene KXD1). NCBI's taxonomy places the organism in Eukaryota, Metazoa, Chordata, Amphibia, Anura, Bombinatoridae. Gene Ontology annotation, cellular component: BORC complex. Gene Ontology annotation, biological process: lysosome localization. The transcript has 5 exons. The coding region runs from base 43 to 666 and encodes 207 amino acids. The record is from RefSeq and is a predicted model, not a curated record.
UAUUACAUGGCAAUCUAGGAAGUGGUAGUACCGGGGCUGAAGAUGAACGAGGAAUCGUGUGACCCCCGGGCCCCCCAGCCUGAGCCGGUAACUUCCAGCACCGGGGCACACACACCACAACCUGCACCAGAACAAGCGAUGGAUCCGACUGCAUCAGGCGUAUUUUGUAGCAGGAUCCUUAAUAUGGUGAAUUCAGAGGAUGUUAAUGCUAUUAUCUUGGCUCAGAGGCACAUGCUUGAUAGGUUUGAGAAAACCAAUGAAAUGCUACUCAAUUUCAACGGUCUCUCCAGUGCACGUCUGCAACAAAUGAAUGAUCGGUUUGUACACCACACCAGAACCUUGGUGGAGAUGAAAAAGGACUUGGACGUUAUCUUUAGAAGAAUUAGGAUGUUAAAGGGGAAACUGGCCAAGCAAUACCCAGAAUCUUUCAACAAUGUCCAUGAAUCUCCCAUCCUUGAAGACGAUGAUGACUUUGACCCAAACCCCAAAAGCACAUCAACUACAAUUGCAACAUCAGAGCAAAACACAGAAUCAUGUGACACAAGCCCCUCUAUCAUCUCCCCCACAAUGAGUCAAGAUUUUGAGGACUUAUCCCAGGCCCCUUCCGACACACCAUCUGCUAAUGGACAAAUUCUGACAGAUGACGAAGCAGCCCAUGAGGACUAGGAAACAUGAGGGGGCCAAACCUCUAAUCCAUGGGGUGAUAGUGUUUAACCCGCUCAUUGCAAGAAUGAGUUCAUUAAAGGCAGCCUGGAAAGAGCGUUCUGCAUAAUAAUGUAAUACUGAAUCAAGUUAAGAUUCUCUAAUACUGCACUGUGUGGGGAGGUCUCACUUAUAAGACUAUGCUUGUGCUUUCCCAUUAUCCCCCAAUUGUACUGUUUUUGCAGCUGCUUGGGUUAAUGUUCCUAUGGUCUUCAGCACUUUCCAAUUUCUUCAUCUUCAUAUGGAGAAUUUUCACACGUUUUACCCCUUGUUCUUCCGCUGUAUUCUUUGUUCCCUUGUUAUACGUUGUUCUUAUGUAAGUUUAUGGAAAUGUUUAGUUUGAAAUCACCUGUUUAUGUCUUUUUGAAAAGUGUGAAUUUGCUAUAAGAGCUUAAAAGAGGACAAGCCAAGUCUGGUUUGUAUCAGGAUUGGGAGUACAUUUGGUUAUACAACUGAAUAAAAUAGGAAUCUUUCUAACACAUUAGAUGUGGGAACACAUCAAGGCACUUAAAUAUAAAGGCUUAAAAUGAAAA